AUGACGGAUUGUUUGCCCAUUGAUUUUUAUGGUUUAUUUCUUGAUGAAGAAAUUUUAAACUUUUUAAUAAUAGAAACAAACCGAUAUGCCKCGCAAUCUCUUCGUAAUCGUAAAUUGAAGGCAUAUUCUCGAUUAAAAAAAUGGAACCCGAUUGAUCGUACAGAAAUGAGGAAUUUUCUGGGCCUUGUUAUGUGGAUGGGAUUGGUAAAUAUGCCCAGUUUAGUUGAUUAUUGGCGGAAAGAUAUAUUGUAUGCGAAUAAAGUUACUGAAGUAAUGAGUAGAAAUAGAUUUGAGUUAAUUUUAAGUAUGUUUCAUUGCUCGAACAACGAAAAACCAGAACAUGGAAGGUUAGAUAAGAUACAAAAAUUGGUGGACUUWUUAGUAUUUAAUUUUCAAAAAUGGUAUAUACCUGAAGAGGUCUUAUGCAUCGAUGAAAGUGUUGUACCAUUUAUAGGAAGACUUAUUUUUCGACAAUAUUUAAAAAAUAAAACACAUCGUUAMGGCAUUAAAAUUUUUAAGCUUUGUGCAAAAGAUUUCUACACGUUACAGUACAAUAUUUAUGCGGGAAAAGAAGCGAUUCGUGAAACUAAUGUUUCACACAAAAUAGUUUUUUUUAAACCUUAUUUAAAUUUUGGAAGAUGUUUAUUCAUUGAUAAUUGGUAUUCUAGUGUAGAGUUGGCCGAAAAACUUAACUGUGAAAAUACUCAUGUGGUCGGAACUUUAAGAGCUAACCGACGUUGUAAUCCACGUGAUGUAAUAAGUAAAAAAUUAAAAAAGGAGAACUUUUCGCUCAGCAAAAAAUACGACGAAGAACUGGAGAAUAUAAUAAAAAAACCUCUUGCGGUGGAAGAUUAUAACGUUGGAAAAUCUUUUAUAGAUCGUUCAGACCAAAUGGCAUCUUAUUCAAGUCCCUUAAAAAGGUCAAUAAAAUGGUACAUAAAAGUAGCGUUUGAUAUACUUUUGUCAACUUCUGUUGUGAAUGCUCUUUCACUUUACAAAUCUGUUACUAUGAAGAACAUCACUAUUACAAGAUUUAAAGAAGAAAUUAUUAAACCACUUUUAUUCAAACCUACUGUACCAGCUCUACCAGUAACUCCUACCUCUCAUAAACUUAUAUCUUGUGGCAAUUUAAAAAAAAGGAUGUGUCAAAAAUGCUAUUCAAGGUUGUCAUCUGAAUUUGGAAGGAAAGUGGCACAAAAUAAAACAAGGAAAAUAUUAACACGCUGUGAAGGAUUCAAGUCUGAUACAGAAAAAAUUAGAGAUCUUAAAUUAGCAAUGCACAUAGCUACACAUUCUGCCAUUAGAACAAUCAAUCAUCUCGAUGAACUUUUAAAACAUUUGGGUGGACCAUUUAAUACACUUGAACUACAUCGAACUAAAUGUUCAAAAUUAAUUCUAAAUGUUAUUGCCCCAGCAUAUUUAAAAUAA
Diuraphis noxia (Russian wheat aphid) is the source of this 1428-nucleotide messenger RNA. Its product is annotated as piggyBac transposable element-derived protein 1-like. The record is from RefSeq and is a predicted model, not a curated record. NCBI's taxonomy places the organism in Eukaryota, Metazoa, Arthropoda, Insecta, Hemiptera, Aphididae.